Telopea speciosissima is the source of this 1859-nucleotide messenger RNA. Its product is annotated as 46 kDa FK506-binding nuclear protein-like. The transcript has 11 exons. Bases 75 to 1859 code for a protein of 594 amino acids. The record is from RefSeq and is a predicted model, not a curated record. Lineage: Eukaryota; Viridiplantae; Streptophyta; Magnoliopsida; Proteales; Proteaceae.
CUUUCAAUUUUCUGGACUGUAAGCCAUAAAUUGGGGCCAGGUUUGUGCAACAAAAAUAAGUUCCAGCGUGAAAAAUGACAUUUUGGGGGAUUGAAGUGCGGCCAGGAAAACCUUACACACACCCAUGCAAUAAAGAUGGGGCACGACUUCAUAUUUCCCAGGCUACAUUAUCAUAUGGGGGUAGCAAAUCGACACAGAGGAGUGUGGUUCAGUGCAACGUGGGAAAAUCAAGGCCAGUUCUUCUCUGCUCUUUGUUGCCUGAUAAAAUAGAGACAAGCCCAUUGGAUCUUGAGUUUCAGGAAGAUGAAGAAGUCAUAUUUUCUGUUCUUGGCCCCCAAGCCAUCUAUCUCACUGGUUAUCAUCUGAAUCUCAGUCGCAAUCAUUUGAACAGAUAUGAUGAUGAUACCGAAUCUUAUGGGGAAGACAUUGGUGAGACUGAAAGUGAUCCAUCUAAAGAAUCUGAAGAGGAGGACUAUGAAACGGAUGAUAGUUUUAUCAAUGAUGGAGAUCCCGGAGAACAAUCUCCUUCACCUCAGACUAAGACCAAAAGUGGAGAUGAGCUCUUCCAUGUUUCUCCAAGAUCUACUAUUGGAAGGAAAAACAAGUUUAAUCCUAGACGCAAGCGUCUUAAGAAAAAGUAUCAAGUAAAUGACUCUGAUGAGGACAAGGAUGGUUCCCAACAACGGGCAACCAAGAAGGAAUCCACUACUGUUUUGAAUUUAGAUAGUGAGGAAGAAGAUAUGUGCUUAAUAUCUUCAUUGUUCAAAAGCAAAACUUUGGUUAAAAAUGAGGAAAUGGUGAAAAAAUCAAUUACAAAGACGCCUGAAGAUGGCAAACAAGAGAAGUUGGUCGAUGAUGGUGGUAGAGUUAAGUGCUCAAAAAGGAAGAUUGAUACUGCCAUAGGGGAAAGUAAAGUGGACCAGCUUUGUAAUCCUUCAUUACCAUCUGUUGCUGAUAGCAUUGAUGAUAGCAAUAGCAUCAAUGGGACACAAAAGGAGAAAAGAAAGAAAAAGAAAGAAAUUGUUUUCCAGGGAAAGAACCUUGACGAUAGGAUGCACAUAGACCAACAUCAACUUAUGGGUGACUGCAAGAGUGAUGCCUAUAAAGAGAAUGGGCAGUGCAAGGAAUUAGAGAAUAAAAACAUGGGCAAGGAGCAAACUAUCGGAGAUGAACUUCAUAGAAAGCUCAUUAAUGAUAUGAGAGUAAUUGAUGCUCAUAUUAUUGGGGAUAGUGAGAAGCUAAAGAAGAAGAAAGACAAGGUGAAUAAACCCAAACACACUAUCACUGGGGAGGAUGACAGUGAGGAUCUCGAGUCAAAAGAGCCUUAUCUUCAAAUCAAGGAACUUGAUCCAAUUAAUAGUAGUGCUCAAGAAUCCAAUUCAAAUCUAGAAGACCAGGACAGGAAGCUAAAGAAGAAGAAGAAGGGUGAUAAAAAUAAACACAUGACCAGUGAGGAUGAUGACAGUAAACCCCCUCAACUAAAGGGGUUUUUUCUUGAAAAUGUGGAAGUCAAUCCAAUUGUCAGUGAUGUUCAAGAAUUCAGUGCACAUCCACAAGAUGAGAAUGAAAAGCUAAAGAAGAAGCAUACGAAGAAGGGUGCUAAAACCAAAACCACAACGACUGGGGAUGAUGUCAGUGAACCUCUUCAAUCAAAGGGCCCUUGUCUUGACAGCAUGGAAUUUGAUCAACAAGUUGAUAAUGAUCGGAGAUCAAAUGCAGAUCUGCAAACUGAGAAGAUUCAUGGCUCGGAGGUGGAGGAGGUCAUUGAUGAAAAUGAAAUUAGAGUCAAGAGGAAGAAAAAGAGCAAAAGUCAUGAAAGUGAUGCAACUCCACUUCCAGAUACCAGUAAUGGCAAUUAG